GCCGGAAGUGUCUGCUCCUCGAAGUGGGAUUCCUGGGCCAAAGCUGCAGGCUGCGGAGCCGCUGGCUUUGGGCGGAGAGCAGGACUGAAGCCCCACCUGGGGCGGCGGGAGCGCGCGGGAGCGAAGGGACUGGCGGGGUGAAAGGGAAGCCAUGCAGAAAUCCGAGUACCCUGGAGGUGUGCAGUUGAAAAACAGAACAACGGGUAAUUAUGAUCAAAGAACAUCCUCAAGUGCACAAAUAAAACACAGGACGACAGUUCAGCGGAGCAAAUCCUCCUCAUUAGCUAGUUCUCCUGAGGCUGCAAGAAGGGUUCAUCCCAGGCCAAGUGACAAACUCAACCCUAAAACGAUCAACCCCUUUGGUGAACAGUCACGAGCUCCCUCUGCAUUUGCAGCUAUCUACUCGAAAGGAGGUAUUCCUUGCAGAUUGGUACAUGGCUCAGUAAAACACAGAUUACAAUGGGAAUGCCCGCCUGAAAUUCUUCCAUUUGACCCGCUUCUAAUUACUUUAGCUGAGGGUCUGAGGGAGACAAAGCAUCCUUAUACCUUUGUGUCCAAGGAGGGCUUUAGGGAAUUACUUCUGGUCAAGGGUGCUUCUGAAAAAGCUGUACCAUUGCUACCUAGACUGAGCCCUGUGCUGAAGGCAGCUCUGGUCCAUCCCGAUGACGAAGUGUUUGAGAGAGGACUGAGCGCACUCGUACAGUUAAGUGCAGUCGUUGGCCCAUCUCUGAAUGGCCAUCUGAAACUCCUGCUUACAAGUCUUUCCAAGAGGCUAACGGACAAAAAAUUCAAAGAGCCCAUCACCAGUGCCUUGCAGAAGCUGGAGCAGCAUGGUGGGAGUGGAAGUCUUAUGGUCAUCAAAUCCAAGAUCCCCACGUACUGCUCCAUCUGCUGUUGAAUAAAGCCAUGCUGCUUACUCAGGCACUGCUGGAGGCUGCAGUGACCCUCUCCUGAGUUCGCUUUACUCUAACUCCCAGCACCGUUCGUUGGCUAACUAGGCUCGGAGGACCAUGUCCAAUCCAGAGGACUCAUUGUGCAAGCUGUUUGUCAACACAAAGCACAGGUGCUAGUGGAAGGCAAUUAAAAUACUCGUGAAAAAGUUGAUCUGUGAGCGUUCCUCAUCUUGGUCAUCUGUGUGAAUUUAUGGAUCAUAUCUAUGUGCAUAUUUUCCAAUAUAUUUUUACUUAUAGCCCUUCUAAAGAUCACUUUAUAGCUGGGCACUUAUUUUAUAUGUUGGUUUUGGCCAUUUCCUGGUUUUUAUAUUUAUCAAGAAUGAAACAAUUUAAGAUAGCAAGUAAACAUUUGUGACUUCCCUAUUAGCUAGGAUGUGCAAAUGUGUAUUUUAUAAUGUGAAACGCUUGGGGGCAUCUUUUCCUUCCUCAAUAUUCUAGUUUAGAAACCUUGUUUUAAAUGUAAAAAUUCGAUUACAAGUAUAUUGUUUAUUACAACUGUUAAAACUACCUGAACUUGAAGUGAAUAUUACUUCUACAUUUUGUGGCCUGAAGAUACGGAUGAUGUACAUGUGCAGUUAUGCAGAAAUUAAAAUCUUAAAACAUGUAUCCAGUGAUACCCUAGUACUUCUUUGUUUUUCAGUUACUUUGUUAUUGAAAACAUAAUUUAUGGAUGCAGCCCAGAGUUUCUCAUGAGCUAGAAACUUCUGGAUGAUUCUUCAAGAAGAAGGAGUAGAGGAAGAGAAAUAGAAAAUGCGAGUGAGACCUUCAAUCUAACUGGCAGGAGAGCGGCUACAGGAACUUAGAUAGUCAAACCAAAUCAAAAUCAUGGCCACACAUUGGAAAACAUUGGGCUAGGCAGUCACUGUGUUAUGUGGCAGCAGCCACAUGCCUUCUAAACACUGGAUAGAUGAUACUGUCCCCACUUGUCUCCUACAGACAUCUGGUUGACCCCUCUGCAAUUCUUGUUUCAGAUAGCUGCACAGCUGUCAGUUGAUCGAAAGCAAGCAACUGCUGAGUCACCAUAUAUAGACCUGGCCACCUGCGACCAGGGCCUUUGCUGCCUGAUCCUGGGUCCUCUCUUUCCUCAGAGCUAUAGUACCUUGUCACAUCCUCAGACCAUGCCUACUCUAGCAGCUGCCUGACCUCAGCCUUGCUUUGGGUUUUCUCUGUAGGCAGCACUACCCAAAGAGAGUGGCAGUCUAGUUUGAAUCCAGUAGUUGAACUUGCUAGAACAUAAAGACCUAUAGCAGACACAAUAGAGUAAUAAACACUUUAUUUUGCUU
Molecule: messenger RNA, 2236 nt
Organism: Microtus oregoni (creeping vole)
Lineage: Eukaryota; Metazoa; Chordata; Mammalia; Rodentia; Cricetidae
Gene: Pacrgl
Product: parkin coregulated like
Exons: 9
Coding region: 152-898 (248 amino acids)
Source: RefSeq, a predicted model, not a curated record